AUGCGUAAGUGUAAAGUUUUUGUGGGUAACUCUCAUCCAGAAUUAGGUUACCUAAUCUGCAAAAGAUUGGGAAUUGAGCCUGCACCAUGUACCUUGCAAAAUUUCGCUAAUGGUGAAACUUCUGUUCAAAUUGGCUCCUCAGUUAGAGAUGAGGAUGUGUAUGUUAUACAGUCAGCAUCAAGCAGCGUUAAUGAUCAUAUAAUGGAAUUGUUAAUUUUGGUUUCUGCUUGUAGAGGUGGCUCAGCUAAAAAAAUUACUGCUGUUAUUCCACAAUUUCCUUAUUCAAAGCAAUGUAGGAUGAAGAAGCAUAGAGGUGCUAUUACCGCAAGGAUGUUAGCUAAUUUGGUUAUUAUGGCUGGCGCAGACCACGUUAUUUCAAUGGAUUUACAUUCCAAUCAAAUGCAAGGUUUUUUCUCAAAACCGGUAGAUAACCUUUAUGGAGGUCCUUGUUUAGCUCAAUGGAUUACUGAAAAUAUUAAAGAUUAUCAGGAUGCUGUCAUUGUUUCAAAGAACCCUGGGGGUGCUAAAAGAGUUACUGCACUUGCUAGUACUUUAAGAGUUAAUUUUGCUAUGAUUCACACAGACCGCCGCCGUGCUAAAGAUAUAUAUUCUCAAAAUAAAAGCUAUGAGCAACUAAAACGUAGAAAGCAAUCUAUGCUAAGAAAAAAUAGGCCUAUUAUUAGGCCUGGUGAAGACCCAAAUGAGCAAGAAAAAAUUUUUUUAACUGAAGGUAUCCAAACGGCAAGAAUCCGUAAUGGACAUGUCAUUGAUGAUAAUGUCGCCGAAAGUGAUAGUGACAGCUCACUUUCUGAAUGUAGUCCUGAGACUAGUUCUUCUAAUCCUACACAAGAUGCUUAUGCUUUGGGAGAAACUUAUGAUGGAUAUGAUUCUGAAGAUGAUGAACCAACAUUAAAUCAACAGCAUGAACGAUUAAUCACUUUAGUUGGAAAUGUUAGAAAUCGUAUUGCAAUUAUUUUAGAUGAUAUGAUUGAUAGACCAGGUGCAUACAUUAGUGCAGCUGAACAUUUAGUUCAAAACUGUGGCGCAACAAAAGUGUACAUUAUUGGUAUACAUGGUAUAUUUACUGGUGAUUGCUUGGAACAGUUGGAACAAUCAGAUGCAAUUCACCAAGUUGUUGUAACCAAUACCUUCCCAAUAUCAAAAGAAACUCUUACCGAGUCUAAGAAAUUGGUUGUUAUUGAUGUUUCUAUGAUUUUUGCUGAAUGUAUUCGCCGUAACCACAAUGGUGAAAGUAUCUCUGUUUUGUUUGAUUCCAUUACUAAUGUAGUAUAG
Henningerozyma blattae CBS 6284 is the source of this 1293-nucleotide messenger RNA. RefSeq names its product ribose phosphate diphosphokinase subunit PRS1 (gene PRS1). Gene Ontology annotation, cellular component: cytoplasm; ribose phosphate diphosphokinase complex. The transcript has a single exon. Gene Ontology annotation, biological process: purine nucleotide biosynthetic process; ribonucleoside monophosphate biosynthetic process; 5-phosphoribose 1-diphosphate biosynthetic process. Lineage: Eukaryota; Fungi; Ascomycota; Saccharomycetes; Saccharomycetales; Saccharomycetaceae. Gene Ontology annotation, molecular function: ribose phosphate diphosphokinase activity; magnesium ion binding. The coding region runs from base 1 to 1293 and encodes 430 amino acids. The record is from RefSeq and is a predicted model, not a curated record.